AUGCUUUGUUCAGCACCUACAUCUGUCUUUCGGUCAGUCGUUCGGUCUCCUCGGCUUGGUCUAGGUGUCUGGAGGCAGGGGGUUCCGUCAGUUUCGCGGAGAUGUCUUCUUACACUGGCCAUCGAGUCAUCAUGUGACGAUACAUCCGUGGCUAUUCUCGAGAAAGAGAAGAAUGCAACCAAGAUCCAUUUCCUAGAAAACGUGACGGCCGACACGCGAGAAUACGGCGGCAUCCACCCGAUCGUUGCUCUCGAAUCGCACCAUGAAAGCAUGUCCAAGCUGGUCAACAAGGCACUGCACCAUCUUCCCCUGAUAACUGGGGGUAAUAGCGAUGGUGGUGGCGGUCAGAUUACCCUCGCAGGCGAGAGCCAACCGCGGCGGAAACCAGACCUUGUCGCUGCGACCAGAGGACCAGGCAUGCGGUCGAAUCUCACUAUCGGGCUGGAAACGGGCAAAGCGCUGUCAGUGGCAUGGCAGGUGCCAUUUGUCGGGGUGCAUCAUAUGCAGGCACAUCUUUUGACACCACGACUCGUCGCAUCGUUGGAGGGCGGUGAUGGUCCUACCCAACCGAAGUUCCCUUUCCUGUCAAUUCUAGUCUCGGGGGGACAUUCCAUCCUGGUCAGGUCGACUUCGAUCGUGGGACACCAGAUUAUGGCCGAGAGUAGCGACAUCGCCAUCGGGGAAGCGCUCGACAAAACGGCGCGGGAAGUCCUUCCGCCUUCUCUGCUGGAAAACGCCAAGAAUACAAUGUACGGCAAGAUGCUGGAGCAAUUCGCCUUUCCCAAUGGCGCUGCAGACUACACCGACUACCGGCCCCCACGAACACGCGGGGAAGAGUUCAUCAAGAAGGAGACACCCUGGGGGUGGGCCCUUGGCACCCCCUUUGCCAACACGCGAACCCUAGAGUUCAGCUUUGCGUCUGUCGCGAGCCGGGCGAAAUCCCUGAUUGUGGCGAAGACCAAAGCCGGGGUAGACGUCUCUCUUGAAGAACGGAGAGCGCUUGCCCGCGAAUCGAUGCGUGUGGCCUUCGAGCACCUCGCUUCCCGGACGAUCAUUGCCCUAGAGACGCUCCGUCAGGACGCAAGCUCAGAUAAGAUCAACACCCUCGUCGUUAGUGGCGGCGUCGCCGCCAACCGGUUCCUGAUGACCGUGCUGCGCGGGUUCCUCGACGUCCGCGGCUUCGACCAUGUGAGACUCGUCGCGCCCCCGCCCCGCCUCUGCACCGACAACGCCGCCAUGAUCGGCUGGGCGGGGAUCGAGAUGUUCGAGGCUGGCUGGCACACUGAUCUCGGGACCCAGCCGGUGCGGAAGUGGGCGCUCGACGCGCAGGCGGACGAUGGUGGCAUUCUCGGUGUGGGAGGUUGGAUUAGAAAGAUGUAG
Penicilliopsis zonata CBS 506.65 is the source of this 1380-nucleotide messenger RNA. RefSeq lists its product as hypothetical. NCBI's taxonomy places the organism in Eukaryota, Fungi, Ascomycota, Eurotiomycetes, Eurotiales, Aspergillaceae. Bases 1 to 1380 code for a protein of 459 amino acids. The record is from RefSeq and is a predicted model, not a curated record. Gene Ontology annotation, cellular component: mitochondrion. The transcript is spliced from 2 exons. Gene Ontology annotation, biological process: mitochondrial tRNA threonylcarbamoyladenosine modification.